Messenger RNA from Diaporthe citri, 1806 nucleotides. RefSeq lists its product as uncharacterized. Gene Ontology annotation, molecular function: methylenetetrahydrofolate reductase [NAD(P)H] activity; FAD binding. The record is from RefSeq and is a predicted model, not a curated record. Gene Ontology annotation, cellular component: cytosol. Bases 1 to 1806 code for a protein of 601 amino acids. The transcript has 2 exons. Gene Ontology annotation, biological process: tetrahydrofolate interconversion. Lineage: Eukaryota; Fungi; Ascomycota; Sordariomycetes; Diaporthales; Diaporthaceae.
AUGCACAUCAAGGAGAUGGUUGCCGAUGCCGAGAAGACGGCCGCCCCGUCUUUCUCUUUCGAGUACUUCCCGCCGAAAACACUGACCGGCGUGCAAAAUCUCUACGACCGUAUGGAGCGCAUGUACCACUUUGGCCCAAAGUUCAUCGACAUCACUUGGGGCGCCGGCGGCCGCAUAGCCGAGCUGACAUGCGAGAUGGUCAGCCAGGCCCAGGCCUACUUUGGUCUCGAGACGUGCAUGCACCUCACAUGCACCGAUAUGGGGCUUGAGAAGAUCAACGACGCCCUGCGCAAAGCAUACAAGGCCGGUUGCACCAACAUAUUGGCACUGAGAGGUGACCCUCCAAGGGACAAGGAGAAGUGGGAGGCUGCCGACGACGGUUUCAGGUACGCAAAGGAUCUGGUCGUCCAUAUACGCAAGACGUACCAUGAUCACUUCGACAUUGGUGUUGCCGGGUACCCAGAGGGUUGCGACGACAACAAGGACGAGGAGCAGCUGUUGGACCACUUGAAGGAGAAGGUGGACGCCGGUGCCACCUUCAUCGUCACCCAGAUGUUCUACGACGUCGACAACUUCCUCCGCUGGGUUGGCAAGGUUCGAGCCCGUGGAAUCGACAUUCCCAUCAUCCCAGGCAUCAUGCCAAUCGCCACCUACUCCAGUUUCCUCAGGAGGGUCAACCACAUGAAGUGCAGGGUUCCCCAGGAGUUCAUGGAUGCCUUGGAGCCUGUCAAGAACGACGAUGCCGCCGCUCGAGAAAUCGGCAAGACCCUCGUCGCUAACAUGUGCCGCAAGAUCCUGGCGGCUGGCAUUCCUCACCUGCACUUCUACACCAUGAACCUGGCCCAGGCCACCCGCAUGGUCCUCGAGGAGCUGGACUGGAUGCCUUCUGAGCGCAGCCCUGUCAAGCAGGCCUUGCCCUGGAAGCAGUCUCUCGCCCUCGGUCGACGAGAUGAGGACGUCCGGCCCAUUUUCUGGCGCAACAGGAACAAGUCGUACAUUUCAAGGACAAUGGACUGGGACGAGUUCCCCAACGGCCGUUGGGGCGACUCGAGGUCUCCUGCCUUCGGCGAGCUGGAUGCAUACGGUAUUGGCUUGACGGGGACGAAUGAGGAGAAUCGCAAGAAGUGGGGUGAGCCCAAAUCGGUCAAGGACGUGGCUACCAUGUUCGUCAAGUAUCUCAACAACGAGCUUGACCAGCUUCCUUGGAGUGAGUCUCCCCUCACCAGCGAGGCAGACGCCAUCAAAGACGACCUCAUCGAGCUCAACAAGCGAGGGCUUGUCACAAUCAACUCACAGCCUGCCGUCAAUGGCGUGAAGUCUUCUCAUCCAGUCUACGGAUGGGGUCCGUCGAACGGUUUCGUUUACCAGAAGUCAUACCUUGAGCUGCUUGUCUCUCCCGAUGUGUACCCUGAGCUCAUCUCCCGCAUUGAGAAGCACCCAGACUUGACGUACUACGCCGUGACCAAGGCAGGUAAUCUCGCCACCAACACCCCGUCAGAAGGUCCCAACGCGGUCACAUGGGGCGUCUUCCCUGGUAAGGAGAUUGUGCAGCCAACCAUUGUCGAGUCUAUCAGCUUCCUCGCAUGGAAGGAUGAGGCAUUCCGGCUUGGUACGGACUGGGCCAACUGCUUUGAGGCAGGCAGCCCUAGCCGGAUUCUGUUGGAGCGCAUGAUGAGGGAUUGGUCUUUGGUCAACAUUGUGAACAACGACUUCCACCAGCCACGCACUAUUUUCGAAGUCAUGAGCGGACUGCAGGUCAAGGACCUCGAUGUCGAGGUACAACCCGAUGGGCCCAAGCCAAACUAA